Molecule: messenger RNA, 4022 nt
Organism: Belonocnema kinseyi
Lineage: Eukaryota; Metazoa; Arthropoda; Insecta; Hymenoptera; Cynipidae
Gene: tws
Product: protein phosphatase PP2A 55 kDa regulatory subunit
Exons: 9
Coding region: 944-2290 (448 amino acids)
Biological process (GO): peptidyl-serine dephosphorylation
Cellular component (GO): protein phosphatase type 2A complex; cytosol
Molecular function (GO): protein binding; protein phosphatase regulator activity
Source: RefSeq, a predicted model, not a curated record
AAGCAGCAGUAGCAGCAGGAGGAAAACUGCGUGACGUCACGCAAAAAGUAGUGUUCGGUGGUGGUCGUGGUGGUUAUGAAAGAUUGAGUUCUUCGCGGCCAUAGAAAACGCUAGCGUGUGCGGAUUUAAUCAAUGUGUUUCAGUGACUAUGUGACAAAGCGAAACGCGUAUGACUCUCGACAUCACGCCUCUCGUCGAGAAGCAUCCUUUCCUCGUGCAACCGGCUGCCCUCCGCAGGAGCGAGAAAGGCAGCGCGCGCGCCCGAGGGCUCUGAUCCCCUGUCUGCGAAUUCUCCAUUCUCCAAAAAUUCGCCUAUUGUGAAAAAACGUUUUCGAAAAUCCGCCCGCGUUUCGUCCCCCCGUCUGUCUGCUCUUCCCCUUCGCGGCUUCGCGACACGAACUCUCGCGUCCGAGAUGGCCGGUAAGUAGCAGCUAAGCAACCGGGGCCUAGCCUAGCUCACCAGAGUCUCGAUUCCACUUUUCGUAGAAAAAAACUUUACGCGCCAGGUGUUGUUCUAUCUUUCUCUCCCUCUGUCUCGUACACGCAGUUCUUUCCAGUCUCUAAACUUCCUUUUUUUUCGCUAAUCUCCUGCCACUUACCCGAAUCUGAAGCUGAACCCGAACUACUGCGGCACAGCGAACCUUGACCCAAUUUACUCUACGCACGGACGUCCGUCCUCCACUGGCGGACCUCGCGCUAGCGCUACGUUUCCGGAUACUCCAAUUCCGCAUCCUCGCCAAACGGCGCCACUCACGUCGCAGCCUUGAGACUGAUAAUUACUGCAUAGUGCCCAAUUGUGCCAUACUGUACUCAUAGUGAAUACACACGUCGCCGGAUCAAACAACUUGUUCUCCUUCCCCAACCCUUUUUUUUUAUCUCACCCACCCCCGCGAUACCGGGGGGCAGAUGCACCAUAAGUACCCGGCGGCGGUCUAGAGACGAGAUGGAUUGCGGCGAAACUUCAAGUAAUGGCGAUAUCCAAUGGUGUUUCUCUCAGGUUAAAGGAACCUUAGAGGAUGAUGUCACUGAAGCUGACAUUAUUUCGUGCGUCGAAUUCAACCACGAUGGUGACCUUCUUGCAACGGGAGACAAGGGUGGUCGAGUAGUAAUUUUUCAGAGGGACCCUAUUAGUAAAAACAGCAUCCCUCGAAGAGGUGAAUACAACGUGUACAGCACCUUCCAGAGUCACGAGCCCGAGUUCGACUACCUAAAAUCAUUAGAAAUAGAGGAAAAGAUUAAUAAAAUCAGAUGGCUGAAGAGGAAAAACCCAGCUCACUUUCUGCUUUCCACAAACGACAAGACAAUCAAAUUGUGGAAAGUUUCCGAGAGGGAUAAAAGGGUUGAAGGUUACAAUACGAAAGAAGAAAAUGGCUCUAUACGUGAUCCAGCCUGCAUUACUGCCUUGAGGGUACCUGCCAUAAAACCAAUGGAAUUAAUGGUCGAGGCAUCGCCAAGGAGAAUAUUUGCUAAUGCGCACACCUACCAUAUUAACAGUAUAAGCGUCAAUAGUGACCAAGAAACUUACCUCAGUGCCGACGACCUUAGAAUUAAUCUCUGGCAUCUGGAAAUAACCGACCAGAGUUUUAACAUCGUAGACAUUAAGCCAACCAACAUGGAGGAACUUACAGAAGUGAUAACGGCUGCGGAGUUUCACCCAGUUGAGUGCAAUCUUCUGGUAUACAGUAGUAGCAAGGGAACAAUUCGCCUGUGUGAUAUGAGAUCAGCCGCUCUCUGCGAUCGGCACAGUAAGCUCUUCGAAGAACCCGAGGAUCCGACAAACCGAAGCUUUUUCUCAGAGAUAAUUUCUAGUAUAAGCGACGUUAAACUCAGCAAUUCCGGCCGAUACAUGAUUAGUAGAGACUACUUGAGUGUCAAAGUGUGGGAUUUGCAUAUGGAAACAAGGCCCAUCGAAUGUUAUCCUGUUCACGAGUACCUGAGAUCGAAGCUGUGUUCCCUGUAUGAGAAUGACUGUAUUUUUGACAAAUUUGAAUGCUGCUGGAGCGGCAACGACUCUGCCAUUAUGACUGGUUCUUACAAUAAUUUCUUCCGAGUUUUUGAUCGUAGUACUAAACGUGACCUUACUUUGGAAGCUGCGCGGGAUAUUGCAAAGCCUAAAACUCUCCUGAAACCACGUAAAGUCUGUACCGGUGGAAAACGAAAGAAAGAUGAGAUCAGCGUUGACUGCCUCGAUUUUAAUAAGAAAAUAUUGCAUACGGCGUGGCAUCCUUCCGAAAAUGUGGUUGCGGUUGCGGCCACAAAUAAUCUAUUUCUGUUCCAAGAUAAGCUUUAGCACAUCUGUAUGCAGAUAGUACAACGGUAUAUAUUGACGUAAGUGUGGCAACUGAAGCCGCAAGCUACUGAUGGAGCAACGAGUGUUAAAGCACGAUUGUUAUGGACGAACGUCAACACCAAUGUACUCCUCGAAAGUUGACUGACUGAGAAAGUCGUGUACGUAGCGCCAUCUGAGAGCUGUAACAACACUUCAUCCUCAUGAAACACGCGCGUGUAAUUGAGAACGCGAUCCAUUCUCACACAGCCAUGCUCGCACAGAACUCUACCGCGUGAAUAUUUGUACAUAAGAAUGCUGCAUACGAAUCGAAAUACAUCAGAUUCUCAAUCAAUUGAGUCUGCUAGCUCAAAUAAUAAUCGUUUGCACAGGGACAGUGGAACCUUGAAGAGCAUAUACACACUAAGAGACACAAACAUUCACACACACACACACAGAUUCACAUGUACUUGGUCAAUUUGUACUCGAGAUUUUUCUAAUGUAAACGUUUAACGUAUCGCAUCGCGCGUCGGUGGAACUUGUUGUUCUUCUUCUUCUUCUUCUUCUUCUACGUCAUCAUCAUCAUCAUCAUCAUCUUGGUCGUAGGAACAACGCAUAUAUUUCAAAUAUUUCAAAUAUUUUCAAUACGAAGCAGAACGGAAGUGAUGAAGCGUUGAGAUAAUGGUGUAAUUAAUUCGUUAGAAACAAGGCCGACUGAUGGAAUCUUUAUAUUCGCAAGAAUCACAGCCGCCUAAUCGACUUAAGAAUGAAAAUGCUACAAUCAAAACUGCUUAAGUUAUAUAAAAAAAAGAAUAUGACUAAACAAAACAAAAGAAAGAUAGGGGGAAAAAAAGGAAGAAAAUCUCUGUUGACAUUUCUCAAUGGAAUAUAAAAAAAUUGCUCGAAUGUAACGCAACAUUAUUGUCGCGAGACAAUCCUCGAUUGAGGGUAGAUUAAUUUCACUUAAUUGGUACAAUUGAAUGGAUCUUAUUUUCUGUAGAAUAUCUAAUAACUCUCUCCUUGUGAGUCUGAAUAAUGUACAACGGGAGGGCAGAGCUUCGGCUGUUUUCUAUAUUUUCGAAUUUGUUGCACACCAUUCAAUGUUAUACACAAGGCCUACAAUUGUUUAUUUUUAUUUUUAUAAUAAAAAUUUACCUCUACAAAUAAUGUUAACCGAGCCGUUUCCUACAAAUUUUCGAGACAUGUUCAACGAAUAAAUCAUCGUUCAAAAAAGGUUUUUUUUACUGGUUCCGCUUACCAUUCAAGGAUUUUAACACGUUAUUCAUUCGGUUUAGUUGCAUUUUUAUUCCUCUGCAAACAAUUCCUGUACAAAAUUUAAUCAAUUUUUUUAUUAUUACUAUUAUUAUGAUAGGAGUGAAUCAAGCUUUUGAUAAUGUAAGCUGGACUUGCGAAAUGAUGUAAUAGAAUUUGAUUGAAAACUUGAUAUUUUUAGGUAUGCAAAUAUACAACUUAUAAUUUUAAAAAAAGCCAAUACUUCAUUUGAAUGCAUGUAAUCAUUCUGCAUAUUACUUAAAUUUCGGGUGAUUAUUUACGUGCAUAGAACGGAAAAACGAGGCCUGUGAUUUUCAUUCUUUUUAAAUUAUACUCUACGGUAGAUAUAUUAUUUGCAAUUAAUUUCAAAUAUUAAUUUUAAGUUAAACAGUAGACAGGGACUAGAAUUGAAGAGCGAAGCCAAAAUCUCGAUAAUGAAAACAAUGAACCAAACUUCUUAAUAAAACUACGUCGACUUGCAGUA